AUGACUGUAGCAAAAUCUGCAGGAAAUCAUGCUGUUAUCAGUAGGGUACUUCCUCAACCCAUCUGCGAUUUCUGCAUCCCUGUCAGCAAGGCCAAACUCUCUAUGGGCCAGUGGGAUGCAUGUGCACCUCACAGGGUUCAUUAUGGUGCUCUGGAACUGAUAAGCUAUGGUGCAGGGGAUGCUGGCCAGCUUGAAUUUCUGUGGGUUCCUGCUAUGAAGGACCAGCGGAUUCUCAGCUAUGUGCCUCUCCCUACCAGUUAUCAGUCGUCCUUGGUGUAUCUUUGCUACUGUGUAGAAUACUGGCUUGCAAUGUGGAAAUGUUGGGAUGGGGAGUCAAAGAAGAAUCAAAAGCAGAAGAAUACAAAGAUGCAACAAGACUAUGGUUUCCAGAAGAAUUGUGUUGGAGGAGUGCAUGGCAAAUGGUACUGGCUAUUUGUGGAGUUCAAUGAGCUGCCUGACAAUGCAGACAAGUAUUUAGAGGCCAAUCCCCUGCACAUGGGGAACAAGAAGAUGUUUGAAAUGGGCUGUGGCAUAAAUGUAGAUGACAUCUCAAUGAUGCUCGGUGGGACAGACAAUGCAUGGAUGUCCAAGGGACUUGACCUCUCAGAAAUGUUCAAGAAAGAGAUGGAUGUGGCCCUCAAGCAGCUCAAGAAGGGGGGGAAGGGAUUGACAUCGCAUAUGAUGCAAAUGCAGAAUUGCCAGACAAGUGGCACAAGGCCCAUGAGCCUCCAAUUCAUUUUAUCAGCAAAAGGGAGGACCAGCUCCUUUGUGCGGGAAAGAAGUGUAUAG
This is a messenger RNA of Suillus subaureus, 789 nucleotides long. RefSeq lists its product as uncharacterized. The coding region runs from base 1 to 789 and encodes 262 amino acids. The transcript is spliced from 5 exons. NCBI's taxonomy places the organism in Eukaryota, Fungi, Basidiomycota, Agaricomycetes, Boletales, Suillaceae. The record is from RefSeq and is a predicted model, not a curated record.